Molecule: messenger RNA, 804 nt
Organism: Salvelinus fontinalis (brook trout)
Lineage: Eukaryota; Metazoa; Chordata; Actinopteri; Salmoniformes; Salmonidae
Exons: 2
Coding region: 1-804 (267 amino acids)
Source: RefSeq, a predicted model, not a curated record
AUGCAGCUGGCGGGGCUGAAUGAUUGGACCCCAGGAGAUCACCAGGGUCCCCUGGGUGCCCCACUCAAUCUGCCUGUGGCUGCCGGCCCCAGAACCAGAGACACCAAUGGUCUGCUGUUGGAAGAACCCACCACCUCCCCAACCCCAGCCUCAUACAGACCCCAGCCUCACACAGACCCCAGCCUCAUACAGACCCCAGCCUCACACAGACCUCAGCCUCACACAGACCCCAGCCUCACACAGACCCCAGCCUCACACAGACCCCAGCCUCACACAGACCCCAGCCUCACACAGACCCCAGUCUCACAGAGGCCCCAGCCUCACACAGACCCCAGCCUCACACAGACCCCAGCCUCACAGAGACCCCAGCCUCACACAGACCCCAGCCUCGCACAGACCCCAGUCUCACAGAGACCCCAGCCUCACACAGACCCCAGCCUCACAGAGACCCCGGCCUCACACAGACCCCAGCCUCACACAGACCCCAGCCUCACACAGACCCCAGCCUCACACAGACCCCAGCCUCACACAGACCCCAGCCUCACACAGACCCCAGUCUCACAGAGGCCCCAGCCUCACACAGACCCCAGCCUCACACAGACCCCAGCCUCACAGAGACCCCAGCCUCACACAGACCCCAGCCUCGCACAGACCCCAGUCUCACAGAGACCCCAGCCUCACACAGACCCCAGCCUCACAGAGACCCCGGCCUCACACAGACCCCAGCCUCACACAGACCCCAGCCUCACACAGACCCCAGCCUCACGGAGGCAUACCGGCAAAGACCUCCGUCUCCUCAAAUGA